AUGCCCAAGUUUGUGCUCCUGGGAGCAACCGGCGCCACGGGUUCAGCAGUCCUGCGCAGCAUCCUGAACGACCCUCCCCAAGAUCUGAAGUUGGACAUUCUCGUGCGAUCAGAAGCGAGACUGCGCAAGCGGUUCUCAGAGCUGCCAACCGAGAGCAGCGGCAUUCGAGUUCUGGAAGGACAAGCGACCGACGCGAGCACUCUGCGAAGAUGUUGCUACGGAGCAUCGACGAUUUUCGCAUGCGUGGGAGCGAACGAGAGUAAGCCGGGCAUGUCCUUGGUGUACGAUACAGCCAACGCCAUUGUCACCGCGCUCCGGAGUAUGCAGAGCGAGCAGGGCGACGCUUACCGACCACCAAUCGUUGUCCAGCUUCGCACGGCGUCGCUCAACGACGACAUGGCUCGACAUACGCCGGCGCCUGUCGUGUCUUUCGUCAAAUGGGCCUUGUACCAUACAUAUCUCGACAUCUCCCGCGCGUGUGCGCUGUAUGAAGCGGCAGCCCAGGGCAACGACAGCGAUGACCAACAUCCCACCAAACCUGGCAAGCCGUUACUUCGAUAUGUGUAUGCCGAUCCACCAACUCUCCACGAUCCAGACGGCGUCGAGUGUACGGGAUAUAAACUCAUCGCAGGCGGUCCGCAUCCAACAGUCCUCAGCUAUGCGGAUCUUGGUGCAGCGUUGUACGAGCUAGGGAGGAGACCGGAUCAGUAUGCCAAUCAAGCUCUGGGCGUGAUCGCUACUGGCAAGCCAAAGGAGACGUGGUUUCUGCUAUUUCAGGUCUGGUUGGCUAUACUUUGGGACCAUGUCUGGCGCACCAUUACACAGAGGGCUUGA
This is a messenger RNA of Lecanosticta acicola, 834 nucleotides long. Lineage: Eukaryota; Fungi; Ascomycota; Dothideomycetes; Mycosphaerellales; Mycosphaerellaceae. The record is from the annotation of a GenBank genome assembly.